GGGUAGUUUCUUAGUUUCCGCCAGUAAAGAUCAGCUCUUUAUCAGUUCACCAUUUCUUUCUGGGGUGGUUAGUCCAUUUUCUUGAUUCAAGUGUCGGGACGAAAAGAAUCUAUAAGCUAAUGGAUUCUCCAACAGGCAUAAGAUGGAGGAGGCUAGGGGGCCUCAAACCUAUUAAAACCAAGAGGAAAAGUAAAGAAGUAGAAGCGGAUACUAACAAGAAUAUGGUAGAAGAAGAAGAACCAUUAAGCCCCUCAGCUCGUUUGUUUCACGAGCCCAACUUCAAUGUCCAUGUCACGACCAUCCUGGGAAUCAAAACUCCACUUUCCCCACAAGUUAUGAAGGAGAAGCUGAUGCACACUUUGGUUAAGCAUCCUCGCUUCUCAAGUUUGCAGGUUGUGGAUGAGAAAACUGGAGAGAUGAAAUGGGUUCGGACAAAGGUGGACAUAGAUCAGCAUGUUGUGGUACCAGACCUGGACCGCAACAUGGGAUCACCAGACAAGUUUGUGGAGGACUACGUAUACAACCUUAGCAAAUCCAGUCUUGACAAGUCUAAACCUCUUUGGGACCUCCAUCUUCUCAAUGUCAAAACAUCUGAUGCUCAAGGUGUUGCGGUCGUCCGCAUCCAUCAUUCUCUGGGAGAUGGCACGUCUCUAAUGUCUCUUCUACUGGCUUGCACCCGCCAAGUAGCUGAUCCAGAUAAACUGCCAACAAUUCCAGGCCAGAAUAAGAAGACCACCAACUCGUUUUCAGGCCUCUCAAAGCCGAAGUUCUGGAAGUAUUACUUAAUUGCUGUAUGGUUGUUCAUCCAAUUAAUUUGGAAUACCAUAAGAGACAUUGUGAUGUUUGGAGCUACAGCGUUGUUUUUGAAAGAUACCAAAACUCCAAUCAAGGCUCCCCCAUGUUCCGAGUUAAACCCCAGGCGAGUUGUUUACAGGAUUGUUAGCCUUGACGACAUGAAGGUGGUGAAAAAUGCAAUGAACAUGACCAUAAACGAUGUUGCACUUGGAAUUACGCAAGCUGGUUUGUCUCGGUAUCUCAAUAGGAGAUAUGCUGAAGGUAAGAAAGAUGAGGGGGAGACUCAGAAGAGAAACAACCUGCCGAAGAAUAUUCGACUGAGGUCAACCAUCCUGAUUAACCUGAGGCCAUCUGCAGGAAUUCAGGUUUUAGCAGAUAUGAUGGAGAAAGACGCUGAAGCCAAGUGGGGAAACUGGAUUGGUUUCGUGCUUCUUCCCUAUAAAAUUGCAUUACGAGACGAUCCUCUGGAUUAUGUUAGAGAAGCAAAGGCAACCAUUGAUAGGAAGAAGAAUUCCCUUGAGGCCGUUUACACAUUCUCCAUUGCUGAUUUGGUGCUCAAAUUUUUCGGAGUUAAGGCAUCCAGUGACCUCUCUCACAGAAUUAUCACGCAGACAACAAUGUGCUUCUCCAACAUAGUUGGACCACAAGAAGGAAUCGGGUUCUAUGGCCAUCCAAUUGCAUAUCUUGCUUCAGGUUCUUAUGGCCAACCCCAUGCACUGAUGAUUAAUUUCCAAAGCUAUGUGAACAAGAUGACUAUGGUUCUAUCAGUCGAUGAAAGCGUCAUUCCUGACCCUCACCAGCUGCUUGAUGACCUACAACUAUCACUCCAGCUCAUCAAGGAUGCAGUCCUAGCUAGCUGCUAGUCCUGAUUCAUGAACUCAACAGACGAAAAGUACCCAUCCACCAAGAGAUAGCGCAGCUGAAUAACACGCACCGGUGCUGCUAAAGUCACAAGACAAUCAACUACUAUGCAUUUGUUUUGUUUAAAAAAAAAAAAAAAAACCCAUUUCAAUAACGUACUAAAGAAUUUCAAUAAACCUAGGUUAUGAUAUAGCCAUAUUUUCCAGCCAUCCCAGUUUGUGACCGAAUGUAGAUUGGAUGAAUAAUCUAGAGGAUGUACAUAUGCUCCUUUGGUUCAUUGCA
Molecule: messenger RNA, 1938 nt
Organism: Coffea eugenioides
Lineage: Eukaryota; Viridiplantae; Streptophyta; Magnoliopsida; Gentianales; Rubiaceae
Product: O-acyltransferase WSD1-like
Exons: 7
Coding region: 120-1658 (512 amino acids)
Biological process (GO): triglyceride biosynthetic process
Cellular component (GO): plasma membrane
Molecular function (GO): diacylglycerol O-acyltransferase activity; long-chain-alcohol O-fatty-acyltransferase activity
Source: RefSeq, a predicted model, not a curated record